GCUUCAGUAAAGUGAAGUUGCAUUAUUGCGAGCGCCACCAGUGCUGGACAGCGUUGAGACUCAAUCUGCGACUUUUGAAACAACCUUUUUAGUUUUGCAGUUAGGUUAACGGGGAAUAUGAGAAGUUCAACAAGUGUUCAUAGUUGCAACUGUCAUUGUUAAGUGGACAGAUUCUUUGAAAAUGAGAAUUAACUUUAAGAGUCUCGGCGCAGUGUUACUGUUCCUAACUCUAUGCACAGAAGUGCAGAAGUCCGAGUCUGCGGCAUGUCAUGGCUGUGGAUCGGGAUCAAAGUGUGAUUGCAGUGGGGUGAAAGGAGAAAAGGGUGAUCGAGGGUUUCCAGGACUAUCGGGUCAGCCAGGUGUUCCAGGUUUCCCUGGGCCAGAGGGGCCAAUUGGACCUCGUGGAGAGAAGGGUGAUGAUGGACCUGAUGGGCCAAUGGGGCCAAAAGGCAUAAGAGGACCUUCUGGAUUGCCAGGAUUCCCAGGAACACCAGGAAUUCCAGGUAUCCCAGGACAAGAUGGCGCCCCAGGACCCAGAGGAAUUCCUGGCUGUAAUGGAACUAAAGGUGAAAAAGGAUUUACAGGAAGUCCAGGUUUUCCAGGUUUAGAUGGUCCACAAGGUCCAUCUGGUUUUCCAGGACAGAAGGGAGAGCCUGGGGAUGUCAAUGAAAUUAGUCGCAUCUCAAAUAAUGGGAAUCCUGGCAUUGAUGGUUUGCCGGGUACCAGGGGCGAUCCCGGACUCCAAGGUCUUCCAGGUCCCAUUGGUCCUGCUGGUCCCCGUGGCUAUGAGGGUCGUCCAGGCCCUCCUGGUCUACAAGGGCCAAAGGGAAACAUGGGAUUGAACUUCCAAGGACCUAAAGGAGAGAAGGGGGAUCGUGGAUUACAAGGACCUCCAGGGCCACCAGGACAGGUUGGCGAAGUCUCAGGCUUACCUGACACAGUCAUUCAACAAGGAGAAAAGGGUGAUCGUGGCAUACCCGGAGAUUUUGGAUUUCCUGGGCCUCCUGGACCUCCUGGCCCACAAGGUGGCCAGAAAGGUGAUAAAGGAGAACCUGGGGAUCCUGGAAAGAGGGGAAAACCAGGCAAAGAUGGUGAAACUGGUAGCCCAGGAUUUCAGGGUGAAAAGGGAGAUUUAGGUCCUCCUGGUGUGUCUGGUAGAGAUGGUGUCAGAGGUGCGAAAGGAGAACCAGGACCUCCUGGACCUCCCGGAUUUGGGGGCGGACCAUUCCCAGGUGGAAGAGGACCAAAAGGAGAAAUUGGUGACCCUGGGUCACCUGGCCCUAAAGGAGAUAAAGGACUUCAAGGUUAUCAGGGACCACCUGGUCCACAAGGUCCUCCAGGAAUUGGGGGUCCUGGUCCUAGCGGUCCACCGGGUUUACCUGGAGAGAGAGGAGAAAAGGGUGAUGAAGGACAGCCAGGAAUCUCCCUCCCUGGGCCACCUGGAAGGUCAGGUUUUCCAGGUCCCCAAGGUCUCCAAGGACCUCCAGGUCCCCCAGGAACCUCCAGAGGUAAUGAGCAAUGUCCUCUUGGUCCUUCUGGACCUCCAGGCCUGCAGGGGGAGCGUGGAUUUCCAGGAGAUGUAGGCCAGAAAGGUCAAAAGGGAGAGACUUGUGUGAAUUGCUUCACAAAUGGGAACCCUAUCCCUGGACCACCAGGUUUUCCUGGUCCUCCUGGAAAUCCAGGUACACCUGGAUUUCCUGGUCCUAAAGGAGAUAGAGGAUUCCCUGGAGGGCAAGGGUUUAUGGGCCCACCUGGUACACAAGGACCUCAGGGUUCCCCUGGAUUCCCUGGUGAGAAGGGUGACCCAGGUGAAGCCAUCUCCGUUCUGGGUGUGAAAGGGGAAAAGGGAGACACAGGUUUUCCUGGCCCUCCCGGACUGCCAGGACUGGAAGGAAGACCUGGUCGUGAUGGAGUGCCCGGUCCCCCUGGCCUCAGAGGACCAGCUGGUUCUGCACAGUUGAAAGGCACACAAGGUCCCCCAGGUGAUCCUGGCUUGACAGGUCCUCCAGGAGACAGGGGUCAGCCUGGUUCCCCAGGAUUUGGUCCUCAGGGACCCUCUGGAGAAAAAGGUAUCCAGGGUGUUUCAGGAAGAACAGGGGCUCCUGGAGCACCGGGUCAGAAAGGUGAACCUGGGCUAGCUGUGUCAGAUAAGGGUGAACGUGGACCCCAGGGUCGUGAUGGAGAUCCUGGUUUGCCAGGAAGUCCAGGUAACCCAGGCCCACCUGGACAAUCUGGGUUCCCAGGUAUCCCUGGAGCCAAAGGAGAGCCUGGUCUUCCUGGUUUGGGCUUGCCAGGACCCCCUGGUGUUAAAGGAUUUCCUGGUAUUGCUGGUUCCCCUGGUGGGCCUGGCAUUCCUGGACGGCCAGGUUUGGACGGACUCCCUGGUCAGCCUGGAUCACCUGGAUCCAAAGGAGAACCUGGCUUUGGUUUACCGGGCCCUUCAGGUCUUUCAGGAAUCCCAGGCAGUAAAGGUGCAUCUGGGCCUAAAGGUGAUCCUGGUUUCCCUGGAAACCCUGGUGCACCAGGGCGACCAGGUCUUGAUGGUGCCCCUGGAACUAAAGGUGAUCCUGGUUUUCCUGGUGGUCCUGGUACUCGUGGCCCCCCAGGGCCCCCUGCCUUUGGCCUUCAGGGCCCCCCUGGUCCUCCUGGAGCACCUGGCUCAAUGGGAACUCCUGGAGUCCCUGGUUUGAAUGGAGAGAAGGGAGACCGUGGCCCCCCUGGUCAGAGUAUUCCAGGAUUGCAAGGUGACAGAGGAAGCUCUGGACUCUCUGGACCUCCUGGCCCAAUUGGCCCACCUGGGAGUCCAGGAGUACCUGGUCAAGAUGGCCAACCUGGACUGCCUGGAUCUAAGGGGGACAUGGGUGCCAUGGGGACGCCAGGACCUGUAGGUUUCCCCGGCAACCCUGGAAAACCAGGCAUUCCAGGACCAAAAGGAGAUGAUGGUGUCCCAGGACGACCAGGUAGCCCAGGUUUUGGAGGAUCAAAGGGAGACAGAGGUGAUACAGGCCUUCCAGGCCCACCUGGCCAAAUCUUAUCUCCAGCCGCAUAUAAGGGACAAAAAGGAGAACCCGGAAUUCAAGGUUUGAGUGGACAACCAGGAGCAAAGGGUGUUUCUGGUCUCCGUGGAGAUUCUGGCUUUCCUGGGCAAGAUGGACAGCCAGGGCAACCCGGACCCCCAGGCCCCAAAGGUGAGCCUGGUCUUUCAGGAAAUCCAGGGUUCCCAGGAGGACCAGGACUGAAGGGUAGCAUGGGAGAGAUGGGAAUCCCAGGAGAUACUGGAGUGAAGGGAAACCCUGGCCAAACUGGCCGAACUGGCCAGCCUGGAUCACCAGGAGGACCAGGCUUCCCGGGACCCAAAGGUGAUCCUGGCUCAUCAGGAUAUGGUUUGCCAGGAAAUCCUGGGCCUAAGGGUGAACCGGGAACUCCAGGAUUCCCUGGAGUGCCAGGGCUGAAAGGCCAACCUGGUGUUCCAGGACCUUCGGGAUUGACUGGCAGCCCUGGACCCAAGGGUGACCCAGGACCCCCAGGAUUCCAAGGUGCACCUGGCAUUCCUGGCCCUAAAGGUUUGGAUGGAGUUCCAGGCCCUUCUGGUCUUAAUGGAUCUCCUGGUAGGCCAGGAGAUCCUGGCCGAUCUGGACCAACUGGCAUUCCUGGUGAUAAAGGUUUUCCUGGUCGUGAUGGCAUUCCAGGGCCUGCGGGACAAAAGGGUGAACCAGGUGCUCCAGGUCUUGGUGGGCCAGGCCUACCUGGUUUCCCCGGGUCACCAGGGCCUAAAGGGGACUCUGGCUUUCCUGGUUCUCCCGGUGGUCCUGGACUUCCUGGUCCAAAGGGUGAGGCAGGAUUCAUUGGGUUGCCAGGACAAUCUGGUCCUGUAGGGCCUCCUGGCCCUCCAGGUCUGCCUGUGCAGGGGCCUAAAGGUAACCAAGGCCCACCUGGUCCUCCUGGAAGAACCGGUCCUCCUGGCCCUGAGGGUCCCCGUGGCCCUCCAGGUAGUGGAGGAGUUAAGGGCGAGAAGGGCUUACCUGGACUCCCCGGGACACCUGGUGCACCUGGACUGAAAGGAGAUUAUGGUUCCUCUGGUUUCCCGGGUUCACCAGGUCCUCCAGGACCCAUUGGGCUUAAAGGAGAUUUGGGAUCUCAAGGAGUUUCUGGAUUCCCAGGACCUAAAGGACAGCCUGGCCCCAUGGGUCCUGCCGGCCUCCCUGGGGACCGUGGUGAAGUUGGCUUUCCAGGACCUGCUGGUGACCCAGCUCAGUCGCCAAGCCCUAUUGUUUUGAAGGGGGAGCGUGGGCCUCCUGGACCACCUGGUUUCCAAGGCAACAGAGGCCCACCAGGACCUCUGGGACUGCAGGGUCUUCCAGGUUCACCUGGCAACCCGGGUGACCCAGGUCCAAUGGGACCUCCAGGAUUUAAUGGCUCACCUGGAAGGAAGGGAGAUUUAGGACCAUCUGGACAACCAGGUCCGCGUGGUUACCCCGGCCCUCCUGGUCCAGAUGGAAUUCAGGGCCCUCCAGGUUACUCAGGACCAUCAUCUGCAGCACACGGUUUUCUGAUAACACGCCACAGCCAGACCAUUGAUGUGCCAGAUUGUCCUGUUGGCACAGAGCUCAUCUAUGAUGGGUACUCUUUACUCUAUGUGCAGGGCAACGAGAGGGCACACGGACAGGACCUGGGUACGGCCGGUAGCUGCCUACGUCGUUUCAGCACCAUGCCUUUCAUGUUUUGCAACAUCAACAAUGUUUGCAACUUUGCCGCCCGCAAUGACUACUCCUAUUGGCUGUCAACACCAGAGCCCAUGCCUAUGAGCAUGGCACCCAUCAGUGGAGAAGGCAUCAAACCCUUCAUCAGUAGGUGUACUGUGUGUGAAGCCCCAGCCAUGGUGAUUGCUAUACACAGCCAGACCAUUCAGUUGCCAACCUGCCCACAGAACUGGGAUCACCUCUGGAUUGGUUACUCCUUCAUGAUGCACACCAGUGCAGGUGCGGAAGGCUCAGGUCAGGCUCUUGCCUCUCCCGGAUCCUGUCUGGAGGAAUUCCGCUCCGCUCCAUUCAUCGAGUGCCAUGGUCGAGGCACCUGCAAUUAUUACGGCAACUCGUACAGCUUCUGGCUGGCCACUGUGGAUGUGAAUGAAAUGUUCAGAAAGCCGCAGUCGGAGACACUAAAAGCUGGAAACUUGAAGACCCGUGUGAGCCGCUGUAUUGUGUGCAUGAAGAGGACGUAACGUAGUGGCAUCUGUGCAGUCUGUUGUUGUUGUUGUUGUUGAGGAUCAGUCAUCGCCUACAACAACUGCAGCCGUCAUGCUGAUUACCAGUGGAAUUGCAUUGGGGCAGCCUCUCCAGUUUAACUCUAUGGUGCUACUGUGCAACACAGCAAAAGAUACUGAACAAAAUAAAUUAGUUUUUUUUCCCAAAGAAGUACCUCACAAGAAAUAUGCAGAUCCAGCAAAGGUGCCAUGGCAGUUGUGACACAAAGUGCAUUAGAUUUUUUUCCUCUGAGAUUUUGCUGAGAUUCUUUUCCGAUAUUUUCCUACAAUAUAUUUUAUGUUACACAAAAUGUGGUACAUUUUUCGGAGAAAAGCUCUCUCAUUCUUUUUUCUUAUGAGUGGGAUUGUCUCCAUGUUACCAAAUGGGCACUUUGAAUUUCAAAGAGACUAAAAUGCACUGAAGCGUUACAUUAGUGGGACUGCUUUUUUUAAGCCUAGCAUUACCCCCCAUCACUUUCUCUUCUUUUUGUUGUUGGUGAUACUAACACUGCUGUAUCAGGACUUUUUAGCAAUGUGUCAUUUAUCUCUUUUGUAAGUUAUACAAUGUGUAUAUUGUGUAAAACACCUUUUUAGUAUAAAACAAUUUGGUUCUAUAAUGAAUUUCUGGGUUCUUUGUUGAUAUGCUGACUCACUCACUCACUUUCAUUCACGUAUUAGCUCACACAUUCAUUUACACUGACAUUUGUACAAAGAUCUUUCUUUAAAUGAAACAGUAUUUUAUAUAAAUAUAUAGUAAUUAUUUGUUGUCAAGCAAUUACAAAUUACUGACCUAAAGGAGUCAGUGGCAUUGAUCGUAGCAUACCCAUUUUGUUUUUAAAAACCUCAUGGAAAUGCAUAGAACAAAACGUAAACAUUUUCAGAAUUAUUUUAAUAGGUCUUUCCUCCAUUCUGAUUUAAUUUAACCAGGAAGGAAAUAUCCGUGGAAACCCAGAACCUAGUGUUCCGUUGUUAAUUUGUGAAGCUUUCAUUGGUGCUUGAUUGUUAAUCUACACCACAGUGUGGUGUAUAGUUCAAAUGUGGAUAUGUUUUCAAAUCCUUUUGAAAGUCAUCAUGGGGUGCAAAAAUUUGUAUUUUAAAAUCAUUUUCCCUUUUUUUAUGUUUAGUAUCCAAAGGUUGUUAUAAACUUAAAUGACUGAAAUAAAAGAAACAAUCUUUGUCUGUGCAAGGUGACCUUUUUUUGUGCC
Messenger RNA from Xyrauchen texanus (razorback sucker), 6447 nucleotides. RefSeq names its product collagen, type IV, alpha 5 (Alport syndrome) (gene col4a5). Gene Ontology annotation, cellular component: basement membrane; collagen trimer. NCBI's taxonomy places the organism in Eukaryota, Metazoa, Chordata, Actinopteri, Cypriniformes, Catostomidae. The coding region runs from base 182 to 5221 and encodes 1679 amino acids. The record is from RefSeq and is a predicted model, not a curated record. The transcript is spliced from 49 exons. Gene Ontology annotation, molecular function: extracellular matrix structural constituent.